UAGUGGGUGUGACUUUGGCUACCGCACCAGGGUUGUUGGUAAAUGGCGCUGGUAGCGGGAAAAUUGAGUCCCUGGUCCGUGAAGUCGCCGGGACGAUGUGUAGUGACUUCCAAAGGGCUGAGUCGGGGACGGAGCUUCUUGCCCGACUUGAAGGUAGAAGUUCCUUGAAAGAAAUAGAACCAUAUCUGUUUGCUGAUGAAGAAUCACCUGUGCAUGGUGAUAUUCUUGAAUUUCAUGGUCCAGAAGGAACAGGAAAAACAGAAAUGCUUUAUCAUUUAACAGCACGAUGUAUACUUCCAAAAUCAGAAGGUGGACUGGAAGUAGAAGUCUUAUUUAUUGAUACAGACUACCACUUUGAUAUGCUCCGGCUUGUUACAGUUCUUGAGCAUAGACUCUCUCAAAGCUCUGAAGAGAUAAUAAAAUAUUGCCUUGGAAGAUUUUUUUUGGUAUACUGCAGUAGUAGCACUCAGUUACUUCUCACACUCUACUCACUAGAAACUAUGUUUUGCAGUCACCCCUCUCUCUGCCUUUUGAUUUUGGAUAGCCUGUCGGCUUUUUACUGGAUAGACCGGGUGAAUGGAGGAGAAAGUGUUAACUUACAGGAGUCUAUUCUGAAGAAAUGUUCUCUGUUCUUGGAGAAACUAGUAAAUGAGUUUCGCUUGGUUCUUUUUGUAACAACACAAACUAUAAUGCAAAAAACCUCAAACCCAGCAGAAGGACCUUCCUUUGCCUUUAAACAUCAGUGUGAUACAGAUGUAGACUAUAGACCCUAUCUCUGUAAGGCAUGGCAACAAAUAGUAAAGCAUAGAUUUUUUUUUUCCAAACUGGAUGGUUCUAAAAGUAGCAACCAGUUUUCUUUAGUUUCACGUCAUUUAAAAAGUAACAAUACGAAAAAACAUUUUUUUAUUAUUAGAGAAAGUGGGGUUGAGUUUUGUUGAUAUGUAUCAUAAAAUAGUCUUUUGCAGGAUAUCAUGCAAUUUUUAAAAAGUCUUUCAUAGGCUAAGUGGUUUGAGUCUAAAAUUUUAAACUCUAGGGGAAUUAAACUAGUACGUUAGUACAGAAAAAUUUCAGAGUAUUCUGUUUGUAGAUCACUGAAGGUUAAUCAAAGUGAUAUUAGUAAUUAAACUUUGUAUUAAACUUUUUAAAAAACUAAAUAAAUUAUAUACACAUUUCAGCCUAAAUAAA
Choloepus didactylus (southern two-toed sloth) is the source of this 1185-nucleotide messenger RNA. RefSeq names its product X-ray repair cross complementing 2 (gene XRCC2). Gene Ontology annotation, molecular function: four-way junction DNA binding; ATP binding; ATP-dependent DNA damage sensor activity. NCBI's taxonomy places the organism in Eukaryota, Metazoa, Chordata, Mammalia, Pilosa, Megalonychidae. The record is from RefSeq and is a predicted model, not a curated record. Gene Ontology annotation, cellular component: centrosome; replication fork; Rad51B-Rad51C-Rad51D-XRCC2 complex. The transcript is spliced from 3 exons. Bases 96 to 938 code for a protein of 280 amino acids. Gene Ontology annotation, biological process: DNA strand invasion; double-strand break repair via homologous recombination.